Molecule: messenger RNA, 1245 nt
Organism: Saxophila tyrrhenica
Lineage: Eukaryota; Fungi; Ascomycota; Dothideomycetes; Mycosphaerellales; Extremaceae
Exons: 2
Coding region: 1-1245 (414 amino acids)
Source: RefSeq, a predicted model, not a curated record
AUGGCGCAACAGCAAGACCUCAGCGUAGUCCGCGCCGUCUUCAUCGCCUCUCUUCUCCGCUCCGAACCUGGCGUGCCGGAGAUCUCUCGCGACGAUGCCACCCUCUUCGCCCGCUCCAUUCUGCGGACGUGUAAUAUCUGUACCACGUCCAAUAUCAAGGUCGCGAAAUCUUUCAUCAUCAGCAACAUUCUCGGCUGUGCUUCAAGAACAGCAGCGCUGUCGAAGUAUCUGCUCACCCUUAGCAAAUCGUUCGCGCCUCGGGAUCUGGAGACACGCGUGGACACCACCAAGCCGAGCGAUGAGAAUGAAGGCCUCGGAAAGAUCGUGGAUGGGAAAGUGCAGCAACCGCCAGAGCCAGCCUUUAAACGAUUACAUCUGCUGUAUCUCAUGCACGAUGUCUUGAUGCACUAUCACAGCCACAGACGAUCAAGUGGUCAAGGAGAUAUGGAACCUAUCAACCAACUACGCCCAGACAUCACCAAGCUCUGCCAGCUGGCCGUAUGCGGCUGCGGUGGCGACAAGAAAGCCACAAGCACCACACCUCUCGUCCUCGAACUCCUAUCCUUCUGGGAGAAAUCCAACCUUUUCAGCCCCUCCCACCUAGAUCAAAUGCGCUCCGCCAUCCGCGCAUCCGAGACCACAGACUACGAAACCCUCGUCUCCAACAUCCCCGCCUCCGACCCCUCCCAAACCGGCCUGGACCCCGAUUCCCCAACCAAAUGGAUCCUCCCGACCCACCACUCCGUCCCCUCCGACCCUUCAGCACCUUGGCACGCGCUCCCCGCGACCAAUGGCCUCUACCUCAAACGCACGCGGGGCUACCCCCUCCUCGCCUCCGCAUUACCUCAGGGCGGCUUCUCGGUCCCUGGAGGCGGCCACGAAGCAGACGUCCAGCUCAAACAGGACGUUUCUGCUCUCUACGAAGACGUCCUGCGCUGCUUCGACAAAUACACUCCCGCGGACGAAGUACAAGACGUCGACGCGUUGGGGAAUGUGAUCUGGAAGGAUCCCGAGCGGGCGACGAGGAAUUACUGGGGAUUCACUAUCGAGGGUAUCGAUCGGAGGAAGGAGAUUGCGGGAAAGUUCGCGGGGAUGGAGAGGCAGUAUGGGGGGUUCGGUGGGCAGCCGGGUGUCAGUGAUGCUGUGGAGAGGGCGAGGGCGCUGGCGGCCGGACGGGGCAGAGGCGGGGAGCGAGGGAGAGGGUAUGGUGGGAGAGGAGGGUGGAGAGGCAGAGGACAGUGGUGA